AUGGUAGCCUACGGCUAUGCAGCUGGUUGGAAGAGUUCCGGCUGGUUGGAUUUAGGUCGCAUGGUGAGGGACGAGGUUUUCGUUUGCAACAAGAGCCCCCGUUUCCUUCGGGAGGGUGUGUCGGGUGCCAUGGCUACCAUGACCGGCCUUCCCUGGCCGGACAUCUGCACCCCGGCGCUGCUGCAGGCUCUGGGCUGGCGGGGCUUGGGCCCAUUGCGAACGCUGUGCCGCUCCAGCCGUGCGCAAGCUGAGGCGCACGCUGAGGAGACGGUGCCGAGCAGGGACGCGGAGGUGCGCGGCAUCUUCCGUGCCGUGGCCGGCGCGGCCCAAACUGCCGCCGGCUCGGAGCCUGCGGAGCAACUGCGCGCGGCGAAGACGAUGCGGCAGAGCGCCCAGCGCGUCCUGAAAAUCCUCCAGGUCGUUUGGACGCCAGAAGCUGGGAACUUCGAGGUGGGGGACAUCUAUGCGCUGGAUCCAUGGCAGGUUUUCGGGGCCAUGGCGCGGGAGCUGCAACAACAUGCCGGGCCACCUGUGCUGCCUUGCCCCGCUGAGCACAUCCUCGCGGCUCGCAGGGCGCUGCAAGCCGCCCGCAGGGUGGAGGAGUUUUUCUACUCGGAGGAUGAGGAUUCCUUUGCAGUGGUGUCCAGGGCCACGGGGACGCGCCCUUUCUUCGUCCCAGAGGAAGAAGGCGAAGUGCCGGCUCGUCAGGCCGAGCCCGGCCUGGGCCUGGAGGUCCGCGGCCUGUUCGAUGAGCUGGCGAACGCGGCCCAGCAAGCCGCCGAGUGGCCCGCGGCUGCGUGGCAGCCAGCGGGGCUGCGCCGCGUGGCGCAGGCCAUCCGAGGGCCCGCGGCACGCGUCCUGGAGAUCCUCCGAGUGGAGCCGGGCGGCGACGUGGACGUCGCGGACCUCAACGGACUGGGCCCCGGGCAGCUGCUGGAGGCGCUGUCGCCGGAGCUGCAGCGGCACGCCACGGCGCCCGCAGGUGGCAGCAGACCCGCUGCCGAGGCUCGGCGGGCCUGGGCCCUCACUGCCGGCAGAGUGCUCGACGUCUCCCGGCGGCUGGAGGAGGCGGGCCAGCUGGAGCCUCAGGCGGAGGCGAGUGAGGCAUCCGCAGAUGAGCAAUCGGAUGUUGCCACGCAGCCCACGCUGGAGUCGGGGACGACGCUGGAUGCGGCCGCCACUUCCGGCUGGCUGGUGCCUAGCUCGAGCGGCGGGCCCGAGAUCCUUGGCCGCGUGGACGAGGAGCCGGAGCUGGGCGGAGAGGAGGCUCUCGUUGCGGCAUCUCAGCGCAUUGUGCUGCAACGGCAACUCCUGCGUGCCAAAAUCAGAACAUGUCCGGAAGGGCAUGAGCUUCGGGAGGAUGACGGUGACAGAGCAAUGUGCAGCCUGUGCAGGAGAGAUAAUCAGGGGGUGAUCCUGUGCUGCGGCCGGUGCGAUUGGGAUAUAUGCCAAGAGUGCACUGGUCUCGAUGGCCUUCCCCAUGCUCACGAGGCAGAUGAAGAUGUGGUGCAAAGGGCUGUUGUGUCUACGGUACUGGCGCAAAGUCAAAGGCUGCGGCAGAAGCGUGAUCACUGCGGAGCUGCAGUGCUCUUGCAGGCAGCCACUAGAAGACUGGAGGACGAGGCACUGAAGAUGAAAGAGUCCGCUGACCCUGACCAUGAGAAAGCAGCCGGCACCUUGCAUGAGCUGGGCAGGUUGCUGAGGCAGAACGGAGACCUGAACCAGGCCGAGCACCACCUGACGGAGGCACUGAGGAUGAAGAUAUUGUUCUAUGGUGGCGCUGACCAUGAGUCAGUCGCAGUCACUUUGCAUGAGCUGGGCAUGUUGCAGAAGCAGAAAGGAGACUUGGAGCAAGCCGAGGAGCAGUUGAAGGAGGAGCUAAGGAUGGAAAAGUCCAUCUAUGAUGGUGCCGACCAUGUGAGCGUUGCAGGCACUUUGCAUGCGCUGGGCAUGUUGCUGAAGCAGAAAGGCGACCUGGAGCAAGCCGAGGAGUACUUAAAGGAGGAGCUGAGGAUGGAAAGGUCCAUCUAUGAUGGUGCCGACCAUGUCAGCAUUGCAGUCACUUUGCACGAGCUGGGCAUGUUGCUGAAGGAGAAAGGAGACUCGCAGCAAGCCGAGGAGCACCUGAAGGAGGCAGUGAGGAUGAAGGAGUCUGUCUAUGGUGGUGCCAAGAACGAGAACGUUGCAGUCACUUUGCAUGAGCUGGGCAUGGUGCUGAAGGAGGAAGGAGACCUGGACAAAACCGAGGAGUAUCUGAAGGAAGUACUGAGGAAGAAGAUGUCCGAGUAUGGUGAUUCCGACCAAGAAUUGUUCGAUUUGAUCAGAUUGCUGCACCAGAAGAGAGACCUGAAGCAGGCAUUGAGGAUCACAAGGUGUAUCUGUGAUGGUGUCUUCCAUGAGGACUUUGCGGUCGCUUUGAGUGAGCUGAGUGGGCUGGGCCAGGAAGGUCAGGAGCUUAUCCAGAAGUUAUUGAGUGCAUUCCACAAUCUCAGUGAGCUAGCCCCAAAGAUGAGGAGGCGUUUCUGCUCUUUCACGAAGCCUGGCAACGAUCACAAGAUUAAGAUGAAAUUUAGCAAGACAUGGCCGUUCUCUGAAACGGCGUGA
Molecule: messenger RNA, 2604 nt
Organism: Effrenium voratum
Lineage: Eukaryota; Dinophyceae; Suessiales; Symbiodiniaceae
Source: the annotation of a GenBank genome assembly